GACGAAAAGUGAAUAGUAAUGCCGGAGUGGCCGUGUGAAGGUCGUUUCAAAAUUUCAGUUCGAUAUGCCAAUACGCGGCUCGGCAUAAAUUAUGAGUCGCGCAAUGUUGCGCGGCCGCUCCGCAGCGCUGGGGUUUUUGCAGCUCCACAUAUUACGUAUGCGACGAGGCCCAAAGCAACAUUACAUUCGCGACUGCUCUCUUGGCUCCGCGGCUUACGUAAUGAAAACAACGCGAAACCGGUCUCGGUCUCUUGGCUUCGUUAUGUGUGGCUGUUGUACCUGUUGCGAGGUUCGCGGUCCGGCGGGCGCCCGGCGGAGGUGGCGGAUACACAGAUGCGGUGCAAUGUGGAAUCGGAGCUGCUCAGCACAGAUACUUCCCAGCUUUGCUUGGUGUUUGUUUUUAUAAUUUUGAACCAUCGCGGAUGGAAUAUCUGCGGCGGCUGUGUGUGCACGGACACAAGACGGCCAAUCCGAACGGCCUCACGGCGCGCCGGAACCCGAAUUUUUAAGGCUUUGGAAGAGAAGGUACGAACUGCGGUAGCGACGAAGCAAGUCUGUGAAAGCCUCCAUUGGAAUUAUGCAAACUGCUGGUGAGACGAGAUUAUCUGCUUCAUUGGAAAAACCUUGGGCUACGCGCAUGAUAUCCGUGCAUUCGCAAUCGGGGAUGAGGAUGGAGUCGUGAACCCAUCCCACUUGAUGGGGCCCUGGGAAUCGCUCUUGGCUCUACGAAACAUUCCAGAAAGUAUCGCUACGUGCCUGCCGCACACACUGCCAUUAACUAGACAAAAGUGAUUCGGGCCAGUCCUCCUCGGUGGAAGCAAUUUACAUGCCCGCCCGCCAAUGGAGUGAACGAACGUGCACCCACGACCUUGAGACUAUUUUCGUCCCAUCCAAUUGCCUUAAUUAUUGCAAAUUCAUCGGCCAUUGCCUGCUGG
Messenger RNA from Hermetia illucens (black soldier fly), 935 nucleotides. RefSeq lists its product as uncharacterized. The transcript is spliced from 2 exons. Lineage: Eukaryota; Metazoa; Arthropoda; Insecta; Diptera; Stratiomyidae. The record is from RefSeq and is a predicted model, not a curated record. The coding region runs from base 19 to 594 and encodes 191 amino acids.